Molecule: messenger RNA, 1800 nt
Organism: Amorphotheca resinae ATCC 22711
Lineage: Eukaryota; Fungi; Ascomycota; Leotiomycetes; Helotiales; Amorphothecaceae
Exons: 3
Coding region: 1-1800 (599 amino acids)
Cellular component (GO): nucleus; cytoplasm
Molecular function (GO): mRNA binding
Source: RefSeq, a predicted model, not a curated record
AUGUACCAGGACUACCCCUCGAACCGCUCGCCGGGCACCAGCCGUGGCUAUGCUGGCUUGACCCUGAAUCGCCAACCGUCACGGCACUUUGACUACGCCAAUGCGUCGCUGUCGGGCCUCUACACUGCAGAGGAUCAUGCACAGCGAUACGAGCCCCCUGCCCGCUUUGAUAGGAUCCCGUCCGCGACCCUCACCUCCAACUAUCCUUAUGAAAAUCAGACCUGGAGCUAUGGCGGAGCAAACCCGACCUCGAAUAUGGGCGGGACCGGUCGAGCAAAGUCCCAAGGCCGGCCCAGGCUGCCCGUGCCGUGGAUGGAGCAGCAGAUGGGUCCGCCCCCGAUGCCCGCCCUCCCCAACAUGAUGCAGAUGAACGGCUAUCUCCCGCACGCGCCCAAUCAAUCCACGCGAGUCUCCCCUGCGAUGGACUCGGAUGAGCUUAUCCCAACCGCCAUCGUCGUCAAGAACAUUCCCUUCGCCGUCAAGAAGGAGCAGCUCAUCCAGAUCAUGACCGACAUGCACCUCCCCCUUCCCUACGCGUUCAAUUACCACUUCGACAACGGUGUCUUCCGGGGCUUGGCCUUUGCCAACUUCACCACCGCCGAGGAGACCCAGCAGGUCAUCGAUGUCAUGAACCACCUGGAGCUUCAGGGGAGGAAGCUGAGGGUUGAAUACAAGAAGAUGCUACCAGCUGCCGAGCGCGACCGCAUCGAGCGAGACAAGAGGGAGAGGCGCGGACAGUUGCAGGAACAACACCAACCAAUGAACCCGACCCAGCUUCACAACCAAGGCUCGGUGACCUCUCUGAACUCCAACAUACCUGCAACGUCGCCGUCGCCGAUUUCUCAGCGUUCUGGGAACAAACUUGAUCUCGACUUGAACGAUCCAACGACCCUCGGUUUCUACACUGACCUCAUGCUCUUCAAAGGAGACGCUAGUCGCGAGACAUUGAUCUUCCCAACCACCAUCACACCCGAGCAGCGCAGAACCAUCCACACUCUCGCGCACCACAUGGGUCUCGAGCAUAGGUCGGAAGGGCAGGCGGAGAUGCGCCAAGUUCAGAUCCUCAAAUCAAGACCCACCCAGAUCAGCCCGCCGGUCCCUCAGCUCCAGUCCGGCUAUUUCAACGAGUCACAGCGGCGAGGUUUGAACCGUGCAGCGACGAUUGACUUCAGCGAGUCUCGAGACCCCAACUACUACAACCAUACGUUGGGCCGACAAUCCUCUGGCCUCCUUGAUAUCCCUGGCUCUCCCGGAUUGGGCGGUCUAGGUGCCGCGCAGAACCUCCGAGCUGCCAAGUCGUUUGCUGAUCUACGAUCCUACUCACCCUCGCCAGCACCUGGCCUGACCCAGAAUGCCUCUCGAUACACUGACAGCUAUGGCCAAGGCCAUUCAACAGCCGCGUCUGGAACCCCGAAUCUCACCCCUACAUCUGCUAGCGGCAUGAACAGCCGCGACAGUGACUUUGUUAUCAACGGGCUCAACAACCUGACCCUGGGGUUUGAUCGACCAAGUGCUACUCGAGCCAACGCAGCGGGGCCAAUCGGCAGCCAACGACCGGUCAACGGCAGCUAUGAUGAGAGCGCCCGCAAUGGAGCAUCGGCUGUACCGGAGAGGCAGCCGAGAGGACCGGGUAGCGAAUGGGGCUCGGGUUUCUCUAGACCAAGACAGAAUGGCCAUGUCAACAGAGGCAGCAGUGGUGAGCUUGAUCUGAAUACCGCCGAGAAGAGCUGGGAUGAUAACAGUGCUCAAGAUUCCUCCGACCGGAACGGUACGUCCUCCACGACUUCACGAUACAUGUAG